ACGCGUGAAGAAGGGAAUGAUGAUGAUGAUGAUGGUGGAUAGGUAGGCAACGCAUCACGCUUGAUGAUAGCUGUCGAUUUCGAACAGUUCACUAGAGCUAAUAGGUCGUACAUCACUCAAAGGUACUUGCUGUUACUAGCACUAUAGCUAGUUCCCGUUGAACGACAUCCUGGAACAUAAAAAAAUGCCGAACAUUAAGAUAUUUAGCGGUAGCUCGCAUCGGGAACUGUCUCACAAAAUCGCCGACCGUCUUGGGAUGGAACUCGGGAAGGUUGUGACCAAGAAAUUCAGCAAUCAAGAAACAUGUGUUGAGAUCGGAGAGAGUGUCCGUGGAGAGGAUGUCUACAUCGUACAGAGCGGCUGUGGGGAGAUCAAUGAUAAUCUGAUGGAGCUGCUGAUUAUGAUCAAUGCGUGUAAGAUCGCCUCGGCCUCCCGGGUCACAGCCGUCAUCCCCUGCUUCCCCUACGCACGGCAGGACAAGAAGGACAAGGUGGGGAGUCGGGCGCCCAUCUCAGCCAAGCUCGUGGCUAACAUGCUGUCUGUGUCUGGGGCUGACCACAUCAUCACUAUGGACCUGCAUGCCUCACAGAUCCAGGGUUUCUUCGACAUCCCGGUGGAUAACCUGUAUGCUGAGCCUGCUGUACUGAAGUGGAUCAAGGAGAACAUCGCAGAGUGGAAGACCUGCACUAUCGUCUCUCCAGACGCAGGGGGUGCCAAGAGAGUGACGUCCAUAGCAGACAGGCUCAACGUGGACUUUGCUCUGAUUCACAAAGAGAGAAAGAGGGCCAACGAGGUGGAUCGCAUGGUGCUGGUCGGGGACGUCACGGACCGGGUAGCCAUCUUGGUGGAUGACAUGGCAGACACCUGUGGUACUAUCUGCCACGCGGCCGACAAGCUGAUCUCAGCUGGUGCUACCAAGGUGUAUGCCAUCCUGACCCACGGUAUCUUCUCUGGCCCGGCCAUCUCCCGCAUCAACAACGCCUGCUUCGAGGCCGUGGUCGUCACCAACACUAUCCCUCAGGAGGAGAAGAUGAAGACCUGUCCUAAGAUACAGGUGAUUGACAUCUCUAUGAUCCUGGCGGAGGCCAUCCGCAGGACCCACAACGGGGAAUCUGUCUCCUACCUCUUCAGCCACGUCCCCUUGUAACGCCACACACACCGCCUCAAACACACACACACACACACUGAGUCACCUGGGGCACUGUUCAGGAGGACACAACACCACAGAACUUUCAGAUAGAACAGACAUGGCCAUCUCUCAUGCAGAAUAGGGAAUUUGGGGAAUAGAUAUAAUCGUCUUUUAGGUAGAAUAAGGAAUGCAGAGUCGGAUCUUCAUUCCAUUUCUAUGCCCAGUAUUCUGGAAUGUUUUUCAUCACUGAAUAGAAUCCAGCCCUAGUGUUCUGUUAUGCCAAACAGAGGAACAGAGGGAAUGUCCUAUACAAACACCAGGGUUGGGCUCGAUUCUAUUUCAAUACCAGUCAAUUCAAGAAGUACACUGACAUUCCAAUUCUCUUCAAUGAUUUUGAAUUAGGAAAAUGUGGAAUUGGAUUUGGGUUUACUUUCUGAAUUGACUGAGAUUGAAAUGGAAUUGUCACCAACCGGGGGAAUCACAAUAGAGGUCGACCGAUUAUGAUUUUUCAACGCCGAUACCGUUUAUUGGAGGACCAAAAAAGCCGAUUAUUUUAUUAUAAUUUUUUUUACAACAAUACUGAAUGAACACUUAUUUUAACUUAAUAUAAUACAUCAAUAAAAUCAAUUUAGACUCAAAUAAAUAAUGAAACAUGUUCAAUUUGGUUUAAAUAAUGCAAAAACAAAG
Salmo salar (Atlantic salmon) is the source of this 1816-nucleotide messenger RNA. Its product is annotated as ribose-phosphate pyrophosphokinase 1. Gene Ontology annotation, cellular component: cytoplasm; ribose phosphate diphosphokinase complex. Gene Ontology annotation, biological process: ribonucleoside monophosphate biosynthetic process; 5-phosphoribose 1-diphosphate biosynthetic process; purine nucleotide biosynthetic process. NCBI's taxonomy places the organism in Eukaryota, Metazoa, Chordata, Actinopteri, Salmoniformes, Salmonidae. Gene Ontology annotation, molecular function: ATP binding; ribose phosphate diphosphokinase activity; magnesium ion binding. The record is from RefSeq and is a predicted model, not a curated record.